Molecule: messenger RNA, 855 nt
Organism: Rotaria sordida
Lineage: Eukaryota; Metazoa; Rotifera; Eurotatoria; Philodinida; Philodinidae
Source: the annotation of a GenBank genome assembly
AUGCAAUCAAGAUCGUCUCGUAUUGGAUUUGAAGGAAUGCUCUCUGGUGAACAGAAAUCUUAUAUCGGUUUUGAACAAUAUGAAGAUGACCAAAAGCAACAUGCGUUACCUGUUUAUCCUUUAACUGAUACUAUGCCGAAUCCAAAUCAAUCUCUUCAAAACAACUUCUCUGAUUCGAAUUAUUCAUCAUCUGUUGCGCAAACAAUGCCAUCUCCUGCACAUUCAUUUAAACAGAAUACUAAGUCUUCUACAUCAACAACAAAGAAUCUUUCAUAUCCACAUUUAUUUGCUAUCUAUAAUGAAAUUGUCAAUGAAUGGUCUCAAAUACAAUGGCUCAUAUUUGUUGAUAAUCAUAAAGAGAUUUAUUUAACAUUAGAUAUUAAUACAAAAGAAUGUUUAACUGUACAAAUGGCUAUUAAUCAAUAUUAUCUUACAAGUGGUAGAGCAUUACUUUUUUCUCGACCUGAAUGUUUAUUAAUUCGAACAAAAUCAAAAUCAAAAAGUUUAGUUUUACCGAAUUCAAUUAUUUCAAUUGAUAAUUUAUUAGAAAAUAAUAUUGCUCAACAAUUAUUUCGAUAUAAAUUAUUAGCUAUUUUAUGUGAUUCAAUUGAAACAAAUAGUAAAUUAAUGUUUUAUAAAGAUAAACAAUCAAAUAAUUGGUAUGUUUAUUAUAAUCAAUCGAUAUCAAUACCUUCUCAUUCUAAUAUAUUAUCAAAUGAUGAACAAAUUCAAAUUGAAUCAUUUAUUCAAGAAAAUAAUCAAAUAAAUCAUAUUAAUCUAUCAAAAUUUACAUCUCCAUUAUCAGCAUUACAUAAUCAUCCAAUUAUUUAUGUAUAUAUACCAGAAAAAAUUUAA